AUGGCGGAGAGAGUGUUGGAAUCAGGUAAGGCAGGGUCUACGGGAACUAAUGGUGGGGAAUCGGAGAAAUCUCUAAAGGAUAAAGGCAACGAGUUCUUCAAAGCUGGGAACUAUCUUAAAGCUGCAGCUCUCUAUACUCAAGCCAUCAAGCUCGAUCCUUCUAACGCUACUCUUUACAGUAACCGAGCUGCUGCAUUUUUGAGUCUAGUUAAGCUUAGCAAAGCUUUAGCUGAUGCAGAGACAACCAUCAAACUGAAUCCUCAAUGGGAGAAGGGGUACUUCAGGAAAGGUUCUGUGCUCGAAGCCAUGGAAAAAUACGAAGAUGCCUUGGCUGCAUUUGAAACGGCUCUACAGUACAAUCCACAGAGCGCAGAAGUUUCUAGAAAGAUCAAGAGGCUCGUUCAGUUGCAGCAGGAGAAACAGAGAGCUCAAGAACUCGAGAAUUUGAGAACUAAUGUCAACAUGGCCAAGCAUCUUGAAAGCUUUAAAUCUGAAUUGUCUGCAAACUAUGGAACUGAAGAGUGUUGGAAAGAGAUGUUUUCUUUUCUUGUUGAGACUAUGGAAACAGCUGUGAAGUCGUGGCACGAGGCAUCUAAAGUCGAUACACGAGUCUAUUUCCUUCUCGACAAAGAGAAAACACAAACCGAUAAGUAUGCACCAGCAGUCAACAUCAAUAAGGCUUUUGAGUCACCGCACACACACAGUAACUGCUUUUCAUAUCUGAGGCAAUACGCAGAAGAGUCGUUUUCCAAAGCUGCUUGCUUGGUAACGUCAAAGAGUAGUAUAUCUUACCCACAGGUGUGGAAAGGUCAAGGCUCAAGGAAGUGGAAACUCGGACAAAACGAUGGAAUCUUUGUUCAGUUUGAAUCUCCUUCUAUUCGAAAUGUUUGGUUCAUUCCUAGCUCGAAGGAAAAGGGGCAAUCUUUAUGCAGGGAUCCGCAAGCUCUGGAUAUCGGCGCACAUGAGAUUCUCCCUCGCAUAUUCAAGGAAAUAUCGAAGAGCUUGUAG
Messenger RNA from Arabis nemorensis, 1008 nucleotides. NCBI's taxonomy places the organism in Eukaryota, Viridiplantae, Streptophyta, Magnoliopsida, Brassicales, Brassicaceae. The record is from the annotation of a GenBank genome assembly.